Orbicella faveolata is the source of this 3058-nucleotide messenger RNA. Its product is annotated as protein phosphatase 2C-like domain-containing protein 1. Gene Ontology annotation, biological process: protein dephosphorylation. The record is from RefSeq and is a predicted model, not a curated record. Gene Ontology annotation, molecular function: protein serine/threonine phosphatase activity. NCBI's taxonomy places the organism in Eukaryota, Metazoa, Cnidaria, Anthozoa, Scleractinia, Merulinidae.
UCUGAGAGUUUUCCUGGUGUUCUGUUACCAGGUUCUCAAAUAGUUGAAUAUUGACAAUAUUUACUCCAAAAUAUUUAAAUGACAAUUUUUCCUUACCUCAGUUCUUGCCUGCUCAUACCAUACACAUAUACACCCCAAUGGUUACAUAAUGAGCUUUGCUUGAUUGCAUUUAAUCCAAUUUCAUAACUUUUCUUUUGCCAGUGGCUUCACCAAACCCAGCGCCUUUGGAAAAAACCUGUCAACAGAAAUAUUGCGUGACAAGCAAAAGUGACCCAACGAGACUGUCUGAAGCUAAGGUCGCAGUGUUUCAGACCAGAUUUUCCAAAAAUGACAAAAGGCCUCUUGAUUUCUACGUUUCUGAUUUGGGGAAGCUUACAGCAGAAGGAAAGAAAAUAAUCUUGUUUCGCGCGCGAUGGCUUCACAUUAGCUGUCACUUGAUGGCGUUACAAACCGCUAAUUUGAAACUGAUGGUCACCAUAGUAACGAUAUGUACAUUGUGAGCAAAAGGAAAUGAUUGUUGCAUUUCUAAUGCAGUAUUCCAACCAAACGUAGUUUACCUUUUGUCUAAGAUUUUUGUUUACAAUGGACUGGCAAAGCGAAGGAUUCGUAUUGUUAGCGAAGGAACUGAGUGCAAACGACGUGUACAACUCAGAUCAACAUUUGGAAAUCGGUAUGGAAAUGAACGACAGCGACAACUCAGAGACACACGAAAGAGGUAAUUUGGGUUUUGACCACUUGCCUCCGAUUAAUCAAAUAACGCCGCCUGUAAAACCCGAAAUCUCGAUUGUCUGCAUGAAAUGCGAAGAAGAAAUUAAGGUUCGACACUUGAAAGAACACCAAGAAUUCCACAACGCGUUGGAAAUGUUCCGAUUUACCAUGGACAGGAAGCCUUCUAGCGUGAAACAAUUAAUCAGGCGACGUCGGGCGAUUUUGAGACGACUCAACGAAACGGCGAGCUCCGAAAAUCCAGUUUCGAUGAAGAAACUUCAAAAACUGAACCUCGCCUACGAGGCAAUCAAGGCUGAUAUUGAAGGCACAAACACCACUCUUCGAAAUGUGGACGAAUUUUUCCUCGAUCAGCGGAAUAUACAAGGACGGGGAACAACUCUCACCUGUGCGCUUGCGUUCGGCGUUUGUCAACAUGCGAAUUCAAGAUGGAAGACAUCGAUGGAAGAUAGGUACGCGUUUAAGGAUUUCUUCUGUAAUGAUCCACAGAGUGGAUUCUUUGCUAUUUAUGACGGAUAUUCUGGAAGUAUGGCAGCAGAGAAAUGCGCGCGCUACCUGAGCGAACUUCUCGAGAACAAGGUCGAAAGUAUCUACCAAACGAGUAUGAAACAUGAAGAUGUCAAUGAGGAAAUUGUAGUGGCUUUUAACCAAGCGUUCGAAGAGAUGGACAGAAUACUGCUCUACGGCGUGGAGGAACAAUCGAGAAACCGUUGGAGCGGGUGUUCUGCUCUGACUUGUCUGUUACGAGGAAAUAAUUUGUAUGUGGCCAACGCGGGAAAUAUUCGAGCGGUGUUAUGCCGCGGUGACGGUUCGAUCGAACGUUUGUCGGACAAUCACAGCCCCUGGGAUAAGAAAGAGCGGCAUCGAAUACGAAAGGCUAAAGGGGACGUUUCUAAAAGCGACAAAACUGCCCUGGUUAAUGGCGUGGUGAAGAGCACCCGGGGUCUAGGGAAUCACGGCGACCCGAAUCUGAAGACUAGCGUGAUAAGAACACCCUUUGUUAAUUGUCUCACCCUCGAGGACGCUGAUCAAUUCCUCAUCCUCGCGUCGAAUGGCGUAUGGGAAGUUUUCAGCGAAGAAGAAGUCAUUCUUCUCCUGGAAGACAUUAUACCCGAUAUCGACGUGAGAGCUAUUGUGAGGCGAAUGCAAGACAGGGCUUCAGCUCUGGAGGUAGGGCUGCCUGUCCCAAAAUGGGAUGAAAUUCCCAGACGGAGCAAGGGCGUGGCUUCUCCGGAAGGGAACAAGUCUGCUGAAGCGGUGAGCUCCACUGAACAAAUGUCACAAGGGGACAUUGUAAACAAGGAUACAUAUAGUGACAAUGAGGAAGAUAAUUCUAGUGAGAGUCCCACAGAAAUGGAUGAAGAUAAACCCAUCACGAAAUCGCCAGUUUUACUACAACCCCCUGCCCCCUCAUUAAGGUCGCAAGGGUCAACGCUCCAAAGGAAUGAAAAGGCUUGUGCGCUAGCAAAGGCCCUAAGUGAAAGGCUAGUGGAAGGUGCCAUCCUUGCAGGAAGCCGUGACAAUAUUACAGUUGCAGUUGUUCUUUUGAAUGGCUGUCCACUUCAGCUGUUUUUUCUACCAAAAAUAUAAUGCCUGUUGAAGUCUAAAAUUCUCACCAGUGAGUCCAUUCAUUUCUUUUGUAUCCACGUUCUGAGAAUUUGGUGGUUAAUCAAAACAAUGACCCAAUGUUGAUGAUUACUUUGUUCUCAUUACGUGUUUGUUUCAUAGUGUCUGGAUGGUGUGUGGAGAGUUUGAAUGCUUAUCUCACUGAGGUGCUAAUCAAAGCUGACCUUGUUUGAGAAUCCAACAGAACAGGGACAAAUUGCACCAAAACUUCUUGGAAAUGAAUUUUUGUGUUUCUGACCCAAAUAAGCUCUAGAAUUUCGUUCUUUUAGGUGCAAACAUUUUUGCUUGGUUUCAAUCCAGGUCAUUUUGUCUGCUCAUCAGCUUUGAUUCAAGAAAUUAAUCUUGUACUAUUGAUGUUAAAUUCUUUUGAAAAAUCCUCAAGUUAAGAUACUAACCAGGUCAUUCAUUUAAAUCAAUUCUCACUCUACUUUGCAGUAACUUUAAUUGUUCUUUCUUUCUGUGCUAAUAAUAUGAUAAUAAUUAUAAUUAAUUAUGCAAAAGUUCCUGUAACUAUUACAGGAACUGCUGUGAUGUAAACUGACACCCUUGACUGAUUGCCAAUUAUUUAUCUGCUAGAUAAAUGCAGUUUAAAAUGAAAUUGAUGGUCAAAGAUAUCAAUCAUGCAUUCACUGUCACACAAGUACCAUGAUGAGACUGCCAUUUGCUGAAUUUAGGAAAUAAAGUUUAGGAACGUGGAAUAUUUGAA